Messenger RNA from Pieris rapae (cabbage white), 1108 nucleotides. RefSeq lists its product as uncharacterized. The record is from RefSeq and is a predicted model, not a curated record. Lineage: Eukaryota; Metazoa; Arthropoda; Insecta; Lepidoptera; Pieridae. The transcript is spliced from 2 exons. The coding region runs from base 83 to 580 and encodes 165 amino acids.
UAAAACCAUCCACUCGUGUAUCGCUGAAUUACUAAAAUAUCAUCAUUUAUUCUUCGACUACAAUUGUACCACAUCGUACACAAUGCGGAACCCUGUCCUACUUCUAACGCUACUGAUAGCGGCCAGAGCAUUUCCAACAAAAGAUAUUCCAGAAUUAAACGCAUUAGAGAAAUCCGACAUCGAACGUAUAGAAAAGGACAUACGCACGAUCUCAUACAUUCAAAACUUCAAAACGAUAAUGUCUGAUUAUGUUAAAACGCAAUAUAACAAUUUAACAGUAACAGAUAUGGAAGUUGUGAAGGAAACAUUGGAGGUAUUCUUGCAUAAUUUCGCUGCAGAUCUGCACAAUGUUAUUGACAAGGGAGAGAAAGAGACUGUAGAAGAAAUAAACGAUGGUAUACCAAACUCAACGUUUGAUGAUGUAAAGAAAUGUAUUAAGAACGAACUGCCGGAUGUCAAUGAAGAGAUGGCUGAACAGGUGGUAUAUAAAUUGAGGAAGAAUCUUUUGAAAACAAGAAAUGUUAUAGAUGAUGUUAUAAGAAAAUCACAAGUGAACGAAGAAUUGAAUUCAGGUCCUUAAACGUGUGUUGAACUUUAUUUAGAUUAAGCAUGUUAAAUAAGUAUGCUUUGUAUAGUAUUUUUUUAUAUUUUCUGUAAGAUAAAGCCGUGAUUAUUAUGUUUGGAUUCAUACUCUUUUUAUGUUUGAGUGUUAGAGUUUGUGUGUUUGAGUGCAUACUUGGUGGGCUCACUACUAUUCAGCCACAUUCGUAUUAUUGGAUCAAAGAGAAUAUUUAAGCCAAUAGGAUUGUGAUACUUCUUCUCGCGAGCCCUCUGGCAUUGAGAGUGUCCAUGGGCGGCGGUAUCACUUAACAUCAGGUGAGCCUCCUGCCCGUUUGCCCCCUGUUCUAUAAAAAAAAACUAUUUAUUAUUAAGGUAAAAGCCCCAAUAGAUCAAAUACUUGUACAUGAACUAGUAUAUGAUAACUCCAUCUUUUUGUAUAUCUAUAUUCGCACUGUUUACAUAAUAUAUACGUGCUAAUUAUAAAGUAAAUAAAUAAAAAAAUGCGUUUACUGCAACAGACGGUAUGUGACCAAAUUUCCAUCUAAAG